Messenger RNA from Ciona intestinalis (vase tunicate), 1012 nucleotides. The record is from RefSeq and is a predicted model, not a curated record. NCBI's taxonomy places the organism in Eukaryota, Metazoa, Chordata, Ascidiacea, Phlebobranchia, Cionidae.
AACCGCAGUAGAGUUUUGUUGAAAAAUACCCUAAACUGGGUUAUAUAAAUGGGUUGUUUCAACGCGCUAUAUUAUUCCAGUAGUCGUACACCCAAAAGAGGAAAAGAGUUUGUCAUUUUAAAGUUAAAAUACCAUUACGACCAACAUACUAUCUUUAUACUGCAUUAUCGUAUAAUCAUGCUGCGAAAUAAAGUGAUGUUGGCAUUCGUGUUGGUGGCGUGCUUGGUACUACUCACGUCGAGGGUGAAUGCUGGUCGCCGUAGGUCUAGUACACGAAUGAGUCGACAGAAUCCUGGUGGUCGUUGGGGUGGUGCUGGUGGCGGUCGUCGUGGGGGCUGGGGUUUUUGGGACAAUGAGCUUGCAAGAGCGAAACGUGACAUCAAAAAUGAAAACGCAAUUGUUGACGAGUUUGUUCAAUAAAACUGACAUGCUGUAACUUUUAAAGUCUUGUUGUACAAUCUUAUGUAUAUUUCAAGCAUUUACUGCCAACUCGUUGGUUCAAUAAUUAAGUGAACGAAUUUUCUCUUAAAUUUUAUUAUUUUUUCCGAAAAUCAUAUUAGAGCAGCGGUUCCCAAACUGGGGUCCGCGGUCCAACUGGGGACAGCAGUUUACUGGGUUCGCAAUGAAGCAAUGAGUGUGGUCCUAAACCAGUGAGACUGUGGUACGCGUAUUAUAUAGUGGUACGCGAAGGUCUCCCAGGUGGUACGCGAGCAACUCAUUAAGUUUGCACCAAACGGUCGCAAAUGAUAUUUUCUUAGCAAUUUAUUGAUUGACGUAUUUUAAGUCACAUAAGUUAAAAGGAAAAUAUCCAACCUGUUUUCAAGCACGUGCAGGCUAAAUAUUCAAGGGGACAAUCGCUAUUAUGACGCAAAUGAUCAACGUGUAAAUUGCUAUUAUGUUGUAAUUAAUUGCCAGGUCAGACAAUCGCUAUUAUAUAUGAUGCAGUGAAUCCACGUGUGAAUCCGUACUAUUUCGUAAUAAACACGCUGUUUGGCUGAGAAAACAUUGCAAA